Messenger RNA from Toxotes jaculatrix (banded archerfish), 3934 nucleotides. Its product is annotated as regulator of telomere elongation helicase 1-like. The transcript has 33 exons. The record is from RefSeq and is a predicted model, not a curated record. Gene Ontology annotation, molecular function: ATP binding; DNA helicase activity; hydrolase activity, acting on acid anhydrides, in phosphorus-containing anhydrides. Gene Ontology annotation, biological process: negative regulation of DNA recombination; negative regulation of t-circle formation; regulation of double-strand break repair via homologous recombination. Gene Ontology annotation, cellular component: nucleus. NCBI's taxonomy places the organism in Eukaryota, Metazoa, Chordata, Actinopteri, Toxotidae. The coding region runs from base 65 to 3607 and encodes 1180 amino acids.
GAGUCUGUUAAAUAAAACACUACGUCUGUUCAGUCCGUUGCUAGCCUGAGCUAAGAGACGCAGAAUGCCUUCACUGACUCUGCGUGGAGUGACCGUUAAUUUCCCUUUUCCUCCAUAUGACUGUCAGAAAGACUACAUGAGCAAAGUGAUUGAAUGUCUUCAGAGGAAGACGAAUGGGGUUCUGGAGAGUCCCACAGGAACCGGUAAAACCCUGUGUCUGCUGUGUGCCACCCUGGCAUGGAGGGAGCACUUCAAGGACACCAUCUCUGCCCGCAAGAUAGCAGAGAGGCUGCAAGGGGGGGAGAUGUUCCCGAACACACCGCUGGCAUCCUGGGGGACAGCUGCUACCGACGGGGACACGCCGACCUACUACACUGAUGUCCCCAAGAUCAUAUAUGCAUCCAGGACACACUCUCAGCUCACACAGGUUAUCAGUGAGUUAAAGAACAGUUCAUACAGGCCAAAGGUGUGUGUGCUGGGGUCAAGAGAGCAGCUGUGUAUCAACCAGGAAGUGAUGCGCCAGGAGAGUAACCACGUCAAGGUCCAUAUGUGCAGAGGGAAAGUUUCCACCAGGUCAUGUGUCUACUACAAUAAUGUUGAAGAGAAGAGCACUGACAAGGACUUGGUGAACUCCAUCCUCGAUGUUGAAGACUUGGUCAAGUUCGGCAGCAAACAGAGGGUCUGUCCUUACUACCUCUCCCGUUCCAUAAAGCAGCAGGCAGAUAUUAUUUUCAUGCCAUACAACUACCUGCUGGAUCCAAAGAGCCGCAGGGCGCACAAUAUUGAGCUGAACGGAGCUGUGGUCAUUUUUGAUGAAGCUCAUAAUGUGGAAAAGACGUGUGAAGAGGUAACAUCGUUUGACCUCACUCCCUAUGAUGUGGCCUCAGCCAUUACCGCUGUAGACAGGCUGCUGGUGGACCAGGCUAAACAAGUCAGCCAUGGAGACUCUGUGACGGAGGACUUCAACGUGGAGUCCCUCACCUCUGGUUUAAAAAUAGAAUUAGACACCAUUGCUAAAAUCAAACAGAUUCUGCUGGAUCUGGAGGCUGCUAUUGAUUCCUAUGACGUUCCAAGUGACAAAGGCAUCACAAAACCUGGAAUCUUCAUCUAUGAGCUGUUAGAGAGAGCUCACCUGACCUACAGCAGCAAGACAGCUGUGUAUGAAGCUCUGGAGCAGAUCAUUGGAUGCUUUGCAGGACGGACAGGAGUAUUCCUGAACACAAGUGGACUGCAGAAGCUGGCUGAUAUCAUACAGCUGGUGUUCUGCGGUGAACCAUCAGAAAAAGACAGACAGCAGCAGAUGCAGUCCAACACGUCUAACUUUAAGGUUCAUAUCCACAAAGACACCAGCUAUCACAAGAAAAAGAACACCGAUGUGUGGGCUCCAUCCUCAUCAAAGAAACAAGGCAACAUUCUGAGUUACUGGUGCUUCUCUCCUGGCUUCAGCAUGCAGGACCUGAAGAGUCAGGGUGUUCGCUGCAUCAUUCUGACCAGCGGCACCCUCUCUCCCCUGACCUCAUUUACCUCUGAGAUGAGGAUAGAAUUCCCAGUGUGUCUGGAGAACAGCCAUGUGAUUGAGCGGGACCAGAUCUUUGUUAGCAUCAUUGAACGAGGCCCAGAUGGAGAGCAGUUAAGUUCAGCUUUUGAUAGAAGGUUUGUUCCUGAAAAUAUGACGUCUUUAGGCAACACUGUGGCCAACCUGAGCCGUGUGGUUCCUCAUGGACUGCUAGUGUUUUUCCCCUCCUUCCCUUUGAUGGAAAAAACUCUUGAGUUCUGGAGAGCAAAUGGUCAUGCAGAUCGCAUAGACAGCAUCAAACCCAUUUUUGUUGAACCUAAGGGAAAGGGCACCUUCACUGAGGUUAUGGAGGGAUAUUACAGCAAAGUCAAUGAUCCAGCAUCCAAAGGGGGAUCCUUCUUUGCUGUGUGUCGAGGGAAGGCUAGCGAGGGUCUGGAUUUUGCCGACACCUUUGGUCGGGGUGUCAUCAUCACCGGCCUUCCCUUCCCUCCCAAGAUGGACCCUCGAGUCAUCCUGAAGAUGCAGUUCUUGGAUGAGAUGAGCAGGAAGAAAGCUCCUGGGCUGAAGUACCUGUCUGGGCAGGAGUGGUACAAACAGCAGGCUUUCAGGGCUGUGAACCAGGCCAUUGGCAGAGUCAUUCGCCAUAAAGAGGACUAUGGAGCCAUCUUCCUGUGUGACCAGAGGUUUAAGUCCUCUGAUGCCCGGGCCCAGCUUCCCUCAUGGGUUAGGCCUUAUGUGCGGCCCUAUGACGGCUUCGGAAAUGUGGUCCGGGACGUCUCCCAGUUCUUCAGGGUUGCAAAUAAAAUGAGGCCUAUGGUAGAAAAGAAGACUGCUGCAGAGAGCUGUGGGGCAGUGUGUUUGCUGAAUACCCAGCCCUCUGGCUUCCCUUCCCACUCAUCCUCCCAAAGCUCCCACACCCAGAAGGCCAAGGCGCUGGACGCCCACCUUCCCAGCCUGAAGAGGAGGAGGCUCAAUGGACACACUGGAGCCAACGGGAUGGACAGGAUCUGUAUUGAGUAUGAGUGCGAGGUGCAGGAGGGUCAGAAGAGACCAACAAACCUGCUGGAUGCUCUGGAGCGAGGCGACCGUCACAAUGGAGGAGAUGACGAUGGAGUGGUGGGAGAAGAGAAGGCAAACCGUUUGUCCACACUGUCUCUUCAGUAUGACAAGAGGAUGGAUGAUGAGUUGCGUGGAGGAAGACGUAAAAUCAAACUAGUCCAAGAGCAGAAAGCGAGCGUGUCGGAGGACGUGUCUGAGGAAGGUAAAGCCAGCAGGGCUAAGAGGUUCCUGGCAGAGAUGAAGAAGUCGCUGUGCCAGGUCAGCUUUGAUCGCAUCGUACAGGCUCUCCAGACCUACAAGAAGACCGACAACCUGGACGUCCUGCUGACUGAGACAGCUGUCCUAAGUGAGGACAGUCAUACCCACAGUCUGCUCCGCGGCUUCUACCAGUUUGUUCGUCCACAUCAUAAGAAGAGCUUUGAUGAGAAAUGCCAGGAGCUGACCGGACAAGGCUGUGGAUACAAAGCUGAUCACUCACUGUCAAAGGAUGAGAAGAAGGCACUGAUGGUGCAGAAUGCUCCAGACACACAGCCUGCUGUGGGUCUAACCUCCUCCACUGGGACGUCUACCUGCAGUCAGCUAAAUACACAGCAGCUCAACAGAGGGGGACACCACCUAAACCAGCAAGGAUUAAGAGAACCUCAGACUGGCUCUGCUCCAAAGAGUGAGCUCCACGCCGCUUUUCUGGCUGAUGUGAAAAAAGCUCUGGGAGCAGAAAAAUCAGCUCAGCUCUUCAAGGCCAUUCACAGCUACAAGAAGACGGACAACUACGAAAACCUGGUGACCACAGUGGUGAGCUUAUUCACAGAGAGAGAUGAGGACUUCGGUCUUCUAGUCAGAUUUGGCGUGUUUAUUCGCCCUCAGCAUAAGAAGCAGUACAAAGAGAUGUUGGAUGCUUUGAUAGGUCAGUCAGCAUCUGCUGCUGAUGUUCCUGCUGUGAGUGAAGACCAGCAAUGCAAAGUUUCAUCACUACCUCCUUUGAGGACACAAAGCAAAGUUACCAGUUUUUUCUCAAGCAGCCAGAAAGAUUAGAAUCGGAGAUGAUGGAACGUGGUGUUCGUAUUUCAAACAACACCUGGCUGUUACUGCUGACAAAACCAUGAUCUGGCCAGGUUCUGUUCCGUGACUGUAAUGUGGCCGUGGAGGUGUCUUAACACCGAAGCUGGAUCUGUUGCGGCUGGGAAGUACACUGCACUACUGGACUUUUAAUGUAUCUACUCAGCAGUGAAGUGGAGAUCACUCAUUUACUAUGCCUUCUGGGAUAAGGACUGUGAUGUCUUAUAUCAGUGUCAUGAAAAGUGAAAAUGUACUUUUGAGAAAUAAAACAUAUUUAUAUUUUUUUACUUAAUUAAAGUCACA